Messenger RNA from Olea europaea var. sylvestris, 1086 nucleotides. RefSeq lists its product as uncharacterized. Lineage: Eukaryota; Viridiplantae; Streptophyta; Magnoliopsida; Lamiales; Oleaceae. Bases 1 to 1086 code for a protein of 361 amino acids. The record is from RefSeq and is a predicted model, not a curated record. The transcript is spliced from 3 exons.
AUGGCCUCACAAGAUAACUUCGAUAAGAAGAUGCCUCUCCGCCCCGACUUCAAAACAAUGCAAAAGAUGAUGGCCGAGAUGAGGGCCUUGAAGACCUCCUCCUCCUCCUACAAGAAGCAAAUGGAGGACUUAGUGGAUGCCAGCAAAAGGUUCCCGCCUUCGACGAAGGAGGAGGUGCCUGAGGAUCCAGAGGCGAAUCUGCUUCAGAAGGAAAAAAAACCUGCUAGAACGCCCGCGCCAUCAGAAGCUCCCCCUGCCUCGGCCAAGGCGCCAGUUGCUACUGUCCAUCUCGCCCAGGUGCCGAGGCAGCCUAAGAAGAAAAUGGCCCGUCCCUCAAAGGAGGUGGACUUCUUGGGCACGAACUCCGAGGAGUCGGUUAGAGAAGUACUGGAGGCUCUUCCCCCAGAAACGACUGUAGUGGCGGUGGUCCACAAUAAGUAUUGGACUGAAGAAUGGAGGGACCACACCUCUUGUUACACAGUCGAGGACUUGGCGGCGGCCAAUAGUGCCCGUGUAGCCCGGGCUCUGAGCACCAGCAUCCAGCUCGAGGGCUUGGUGAAGGACCUCAACUCCAAGAGGGAGGACCUCGCUAAGUGCCUCAAGGAGGCGAUGCAAUAUGGGGACAAGGUGAGGGAGGCCCGGGCCAAGGCUGCGGAGGAAGAGAAAAAGAGGACGGAGGCUGAGGCCCAGCUGGCGAUUGCUGUAGGAGACAUAGAGCGGCUGAAGAAGGAGCUCUAUGAAGUGGAGCGCCAGGUGGCUGCCAUGACUCGAAGAAUGGAUCACGCCAACGAGCACCAUCAGCUCGUCAUGGAAGCUCUGGAGGCCUCCAAUAAAGAGAAAGCUGAGUUGAGGCAGAGGACGGAGGCCCAGUCUGAGGAAAUUGCCUCUUUGAAUGAGGAACUGAAGUCGGCAGGGGAAGUGACUGUUCAAAAUUUCAUUGACCACUUUGAGGUACAUCCCAUGUACGAUGACUUUGCAAAUUUUUGGGCCUCCUGGAGUGCCCAAGGCAUAUUGGGUCGGCUGAAAGAGGUCCACCCUACUUUGGACAUCUCCUCUUUGGAGGCAGAGUUUGGGGGACCCAUUUGA